Molecule: messenger RNA, 1560 nt
Organism: Stereum hirsutum FP-91666 SS1
Lineage: Eukaryota; Fungi; Basidiomycota; Agaricomycetes; Russulales; Stereaceae
Product: 6-phosphogluconate dehydrogenase decarboxylating
Exons: 6
Coding region: 4-1479 (491 amino acids)
Biological process (GO): pentose-phosphate shunt, oxidative branch; pentose-phosphate shunt
Cellular component (GO): cytosol
Molecular function (GO): phosphogluconate dehydrogenase (decarboxylating) activity; NADP binding
Source: RefSeq, a predicted model, not a curated record
AGUAUGGGUUCUAACAUGGCCCAACUCUUCGCCGAAGCCGGAAUUGAGGUAUCUCUUUGGGAUGUCAAUGGAAAGAACGUAGACGAUGCCCUGUCCAUAAUCUGCCAAAAUGCAACAAUCAAAAACAAAAUUCACGGCUUCAAGGACCCCAAGUCCUUCGUGAAGUCUCUCGGCGACGAAGGAGGCAGACUCUUCAUAUUUAGUAUCAUGCAUGGAUCUCCCGCAGACAGUGUGCUCGACCAGAUCGGGAAUCAGAUGAUGAAGGGGGAUAUUGUUGUAGAUGGGGGGAAUGAACAUUAUCAGAAUAGUGAGAGGAGGAACAAGGAGUUGAUGGAGAGGUUUGGGGUAGCGUACAUUGGGAUGGGAGUCUCUGGGGGUUAUCAGAGCGCUAGACGAGGACCUUCGAUGUCUCCGGGUGGAGACCUAGCGGCCCUGGACAGGGUCAUGCCACUACUUCGCAAAGUGGCGGCCAAAGGCCGGAACGGAGAACCCUGCGUUCGAAAAAUGGGGCCCGGAGGAGCGGGGCACUACGUCAAGAUGGUGCACAAUGGGAUCGAGCAAGGUAUGAUGAGCGCGUUAUGCGAGGCUUGGGGGAUUCUUCGGUAUAAUUUGAAGAUGCCGUUGGAUGAUAUUGGUGCUAUCUUCAAGAAAUGGAAUAGUGAAGGCGAGCUGCGGGACAAUUUUCUCAUUGAUAUCGGUGUCGAUAUCAAUACUCGCCGUCAUCCUAAGGACAACUCGAAAUUCGUCCUUGACGAGGUAAUGGACAAAGUCGUUCAAGACGCUGACGACUCAGAAGGAACAGGCCCUUGGACCGUCAUAGAAUCCUCCAAGAAUCACGUAUCAAUACCGACGAUUAGUUCUGCUCAAUUCUUCCGUGUGGCCUCUGGCCCUCGUGGCGAACGUCUCACCAUCGCCCAAAAACUCCUCUUACCACAACCUACACCAGAUCCUUCCUUCUCAGAUACAAGCGACAAGGAUGCCUUCCUCGAGGACCUCCGCAAAGCGCUCUACGCUUCAUUCCUCGCUUCCUUCGUCCAAGGCCUCAACCUCAUUGCGAGUCAAUCCCGUGCAGCGAACUGGGGGGUCCAGUUGUCAGACUGUAUAGCCAUCUGGAGGGCAGGGUGUAUCAUUGCUUCUGAAAGCAUUGCCGACUUGUUGCAGCCUGUGGUGGAAGCGAAGGAUAAGGAACCAAGGUCCGACGCUAUCAAUCUUCUCGACAACGACACAAUCGCAGGCGAGUUCACUCGCACUUAUGGGAGUUUGAAGCGAAUCAUGAUGAAGUCGACGGAGUGGGAUGCUUAUGUACCUGCGAUGAGUGCUACGUUGGAAUGGAUCAAAUAUUGUGGCGGGGAUGUGUUGCCUACGCAAUUCAUGCAAGCUGAGUUGGAUUAUUUCGGCGCCCAUUUGUAUGACAGGUGGGGGGAAGAUGCGCCGACUGCAUCGUCCGGGAAACAUCACUUUGAGUGGAAGAUGGCAUAAGGUGAAGAACUUCUGAUGACGGUGUCUUUGACAUUUGGACUACAAUAGUAGUUUCCACAGGCUACAUUAUAGUGUACUCGG